Molecule: messenger RNA, 1002 nt
Organism: Juglans microcarpa x Juglans regia
Lineage: Eukaryota; Viridiplantae; Streptophyta; Magnoliopsida; Fagales; Juglandaceae
Exons: 6
Coding region: 37-645 (202 amino acids)
Source: RefSeq, a predicted model, not a curated record
GCAAGUUUGCGAGCAAAGCAAAGAUCGAAGGCAAACAUGCCAAGACGAAAAAAAGCUUCAAAAAAACACACGGAUAUCUCAAAAGCAAGCUCUGUUCCUCCUCAAAAUCAAGAUUGUUACGAAGGGGAACGUCUCGCUAGUCUGCUAAAAUCGAUUCGGAGGGAGACAGAGACAGCAAGACUCUUGGAUGGGAACUCCUUACCUGAAAAAGUAUGGUUCAAGCAACAGUUCUCAAUUGGGGUCAAUGAUGUCACUCGCGUCCUUGAACGCAUGGCACCAAUACCUCAAGUGGGAAGCUAUCCUGCUCAGCCCCAUUCAAUCAGCAGCAAUCGUAAAGUGUCUUCAUUUCAGCUUCAGGCCGUGUUGCUAGCUUCUGACUGCAACCCUCGGUGGCUCACAAAGCAUCUUCCAAGCUUGGCCUCAUCAAGGAGGGUUCCACUGAUCUAUGUCAAAGAUAAGAAAGGGGGCUCUUUAAGGUUAGGUGAACUUGUAAAACUCAGAACAGCCAUUGCUAUUGGAGUGAAGGCUACAGGAAAUGCCAUUAAUGAACUUUUUGGGAAAAUUCUUCAUGGCGAUGAAAUAAAUCGUGAAACCAAAUGCCUGAACACAAACGAAAUGCCGGAUGCAGCCGUCAGUGACACGUAAGAUGCACAGACAUGAAAGGAGUAAUGCGAACUCAUGGCAGAAAGGGAGAGCCGUCGGUCCAGAGUCAGCCACUUGAAACAAACUCGCACAGUUUGUUGGUUCUUGUGAGAUUUAUAGUUUCUUUCAGGACCCUGAAAAUAUGCAUGUCAACUUUUUGCAACGAUGUGGUUCUCUACUUUCCUCGGGCUUCAAAUUGGUCUUAUGUAUAUAUUUAUGUUCUUGGAAAUCACGGGGAUUCAUGAAAUGCUUUGAAAGCUAGAUAGAUAUUUGAUGUCAGUGUUCCAGACUUGCAUAUGAGACAAUAUGGUUGGAUUAGCCCCUUAUUUGUAUGUUUUAUAUAUUCAGUUUAAGCACAAA